Molecule: messenger RNA, 826 nt
Organism: Nelumbo nucifera (sacred lotus)
Lineage: Eukaryota; Viridiplantae; Streptophyta; Magnoliopsida; Proteales; Nelumbonaceae
Product: Thioesterase superfamily protein
Molecular function (GO): fatty acyl-CoA hydrolase activity
Source: RefSeq, a predicted model, not a curated record
AGAAAGAAAACCUAAUAUCUGAAGAAUUGUUAGUUCAUCGGUGAUAUAUUUGCUCACACAGUCACACGCGUCCAACUAAGGAAGCUGUCUAAAAAACUAAAAUCUUGGAGAGUAAGAAACAAAAGCCUACGAGGGUAAACCACGAAAAUCGUCCAAAAUGGAGAAGGCGAGGGAGUACUUGGGGUUAAUGACGAAGGAGUCGGAGACCGCAUCGCGACUAGCCGUUCGUCCUCAUCACUCAGCCGGAGACGGUCCCUACGAAAACUUCAUCCUCAGGGGCAUCCGCGUCGAUCGGGUCGAACCUGGCUUCGUCUCUUGCACUUUCAAGGUCCCGCCUCGCUUAACUGAUGCAAGUGGAAACUUGUCCGCAGGUGCCAUUGCGAGCUUGGUUGAUGAUGUCGGAGAAGCUUCUGUCCAUGAUGAAGAUCUCCCAUUAAAAGUCUCUGUGGACAUGUCAAUUUCAAUCCUAUCAACUGCCAAGGCCAAUGAUGAAUUGGAAAUUACCUCCAGAGCUUUAGGGCAAAAGGGAGGCUAUUCUGGAACAGUUAUUUUAUUUAAAAACAAAGUGACUGGGGAACUUAUUGCAGAAGGUCGCCAUUCAUUGUAUGGUAAAAUUCCCAGCAAAAUCUGAUGCUGCUACCUGAUGAAUGAGUAUCAAAACCUGUGAUAGAAAUGUAUUCCUCAUGGCAUGCAUUUUGUACAUUGGAUAAAGUUUGUUGCUACUGGACACUAAUUGGACGAUGCAUCAUUAAGCAUCAAAUGUUACUAUGAAUGACAGUUGAUGCAAAGCACACAUUUUUCUUCUCAAUGUGCUUUGUUUGUUUCA